AUGAGAAAAUUUGUGAUCAUGGACCCGGUUCUGUCCCGGAAUGCGAAUGAAGUAUUUCUUGCACUGUGCAAAACAAUGCCACAGGACUAUGUGCUGGUUUUUUCUAUACCGCCUGGAAAGAAGAACAGCUGGAUGAGCGCGCUGAAGGAUAAGAUAGGUCUGCCAGACCAGUUUGUGCACAAAAUUGUGUUCGUUGACGAAGGGCAUCUUGAGUGCAUACGGACAGGGAACUCUGAGAACGAUGUGUUCUAUUUUUCCAACAUAGAAAGUAAUUUGAGGCAGAUAGAGAGAAUCAAGGAGAUGAAAGGAACAAUUUUGAUCAAACUGCCUUUUGCAGUAAAUAACGACUAUCUUAGCAUCGUACACAUACUCAAAAACAUUCCUAAUGAUGUACGAUUCAUCGAUUUUUACAAUAUGAAGUGUGUGAGGAGCAUCAUCAACGAUUUUUUCAGGAAAGACAAAUUCUACAACUUUUUGCUGUCCAGGGAGUACAUCGAAGCGAUAAUAAUACAAGACCUAAGCACAGAGCGGAGAACAAAAUAUGGCAUAGUGUUCGAAAUCAUGCAGCAUUUCUUUAUCAACAAUCUCAUCAGUGUGACAAAGGACAACUCGGAUGUUACCAAGGAUGUAUGUCCGCACUACGUGCAGAGGAUGGAGCGACUGAAACUGCUACGCAACCUGCGCACCAUCAAGAGUACGUGGUUCAGGUGCUACGUCUACCACCGCAUAUACGAUGAAUUCGUGCGCACAUCCGAUCGUGUGCUUCUCAGAGAUACUUAUACGUACCUGAGCAUGCAAAUCUACAACACACGGUGGUUCGGAGUGAGAAUAACGUUCAAUGCCGGACGAGGUUUCAGACGAGUUGUUGACCGCACAGUGAUCAAAUUUACGAAACUCGCAUUUAAAAGGCUUUUUGCGCGCUACUACUACAGAGAAAUUUACAACGAGGAGCGGGAGGAAAUACGCUACAUCAGUCUAAUUUUUCAAGACUUUCCGGAGCCACGGGUGUACCUAAAAAUUGAGUUCCGCCGCUCCAUCCGACGGCUUAUUAUCAUGAAUGAGGAUGAUAUCAGGGACUGGUUGAAGAAGCAGCGAAAUGGCAUGAGCGGACACGAAUACUUUUUCCACUGUUUCUUCAACAAACAGGAUGUAUCGUACGUGCGAUUGGAGGAAGUUGAGGAGAUUUAUCGUAUAUUCUGGUUCUUUUACAACAAGCUAUAUGGAUACGGCGUGUAUGCAGAGAAUGCUAAAGCACCUAACUUGCUGUACCAGCUGGCCAACGAUAACUUUAAAGAUUGA
This is a messenger RNA of Vavraia culicis subsp. floridensis, 1299 nucleotides long. RefSeq lists its product as uncharacterized. NCBI's taxonomy places the organism in Eukaryota, Fungi, Microsporidia, Pleistophoridae. The transcript has a single exon. The coding region runs from base 1 to 1299 and encodes 432 amino acids. The record is from RefSeq and is a predicted model, not a curated record.